UAAACGGAGCCGGUGAUGAAUUCAGCGCCGAGGAAGAUAGCGGAGGAGGAGGGAGAGGAAGAAAGUAUGAACAGUCUCAUCGAGCUCAGUGGCAGGGCGCAGAGACCGCCAUGGCCGAGAAGGAAACCUCCCUCGAGAUCUCUUCUCCUCUUCCCUUCUCUCCUCCUCCUCACCCUCCUCUUCUUCCUCUGCUACUAUUCCUUUGUUUCCAAAUCCGCCCUCACCGUCUUACGGGAUCCCCUCCCUCCACCCGGCCUCCGCUGCAAUCCCGAGAUUCUGAGCUCCGGGGAGAGGUACCUGUGGUACGCCCCUCACAGCGGGUUCAGCAACCAGCUUUCGGAGCUGAGGAACGCUGCCCUGAUGGCCGGGAUCCUAAACAGGACGCUGGUCGUCCCGCCGGUGCUCGACCACCAUGCUGUCGCCCUCGGGAGCUGCCCCAAGUUUAGGGUUAUGGGCCCGACGCAGAUCAGGGCCGCGGUCUGGGAUCACACGGUGGAGCUCUUGAGAAGUGGGAGGUAUGUUUCCAUGGCCGACAUUGUGGAUAUCUCAUCGCUGGUCUCCUCUUCAUUGAUCCAAACAAUUGAUUUCAGAGUUUUUGCGUCCCUCUUUUGUGGCUUGAACAUAGAAAAGGCUUGCUCUGACAAAUCGGGGGAAACCUUUCUGUUUAACAGACUAAAGCAAUGUGGGUAUUUUCUAUCUGGGGUUGAUGGUAAUGUUGAUAAUUGCUUGUACACAAUAGAGGAAGACUGCAGAAGUACUGUUUGGAUAUACCAGAGAGAGGAUGAGGAUGGGAAAUUGGAUGUGUUUCAACCCGACGAACAGUUGAAAAAGAAGAAGAAUAUUUCAUACAUAAGGAGGCGUCGUGAUGUUUAUAAGACUCUUGGGCCUGGGACUGAAGCUGAUUCAGCAGCAGUUUUGGCCUUUGGAAGCCUUUUCACAUCCCCAUACAAAGGUUCACAACUUCUUAUCGAUAUCACUGGAGCUCCAAGGGAACCAAAAAUACAGUCAUUGAUAGACGAAAUUGUGUUCCUUCCUUUUGUCCCUGAAAUUGUGAGUGCAGGUAAGGAAUUUGCUCAGAAAACUAUAAAUACGCAAUAUCUUUGUGCCCAGUUGAGGUUGUUAGACGGGCAGUUUAAGAACCACUGGAAGAGUACCUUUCUCGGGUUGAAACAAACAAUUGGGUCUUUGAGGCAGAAGGUCCCUCUCCCUAUUCAUAUUUUUGUGAUGACUGAUCUCCCUAAAUCUAACUGGACCGGGAAUUACUUGGGGGAAUUGGCCCAAGAUUUUAGUAGCUAUAAGCUACACUUUUUGAAAGAAGAAGAUGAGCUGGUUGCACGAACAGCAAAGGAACUGUCAGUUGCUGGGCACAGCCUCAGGAUCGGGAAAAUCCCACGUGGCUUUGAUAGGGUCGACAAGCUGAGGAAGAGUUGCUCCCCUAAGGAGUUGUCGGAUGUGCUUCUGUACAUUGAGGAGAUAGUUUGCAGCUGUGCUUCUCUGGGUUUCGUUGGGACUGCAGGGUCCACCAUAGCUGAGAGCAUAGAGCUGAUGAGGAAGUAUGAUUCAUGCUCACUCAAUAGUCACCUAGGCCGAAAAUUGGAGGUUUAAUGCACUAAAGGCGCCUUUCUUGUCACUAGCGCACUUCCUAGGCCAACUUUGUGACCAAAUUGGUGGCCUCAUUCAGCAAAUCACUCAUCAUUCUAUUGCAGGUUCUGUUAUUUUCAACAGUUCAUCGAGGACCCACUCACCACCACAGGAUGCUCCAUUUGUGUUCUUGAUUCAUGUCAGGUGGAACCAAGUUUGGGUUUCCAAUUGUUCCAACAUUAGAGAAUGCGCGGAAUCUUUGCACUCACCAAAAUAUGAAAUGGAUCUUUCAGCUUCCUUGAUGGCGGAACUAAUGGCUUCCCUCCAUCGAGGUUUCUCCCGUCAGAAGAUGUCAUUAAAAGCUUGCAUGUCCGGCAGUAUUUGACUCACUUUGUUGUUAGAUAGUUCCAUACCUUAAUUUCCUUUUCACACUGUUUAUAGAUUAAUUUUAGUAUGUUUAUAUCAAGCAAGUCAUAAUAUAUUUUUUCCCCUUUUCCGAGAGCCAACGAUCAUCCAAUCGGUUAUUGGGAUGACCUAUCUAUACAUGAUGGGGAUGCCUUUAUUUUGUC
Messenger RNA from Punica granatum (pomegranate), 2150 nucleotides. NCBI's taxonomy places the organism in Eukaryota, Viridiplantae, Streptophyta, Magnoliopsida, Myrtales, Lythraceae. The record is from RefSeq and is a predicted model, not a curated record.